Messenger RNA from Drosophila ananassae, 1585 nucleotides. RefSeq lists its product as uncharacterized. The coding region runs from base 179 to 565 and encodes 128 amino acids. The transcript is spliced from 2 exons. The record is from RefSeq and is a predicted model, not a curated record. NCBI's taxonomy places the organism in Eukaryota, Metazoa, Arthropoda, Insecta, Diptera, Drosophilidae.
GAUAGUUAGGAUCUGCCAUCGCUGCCACCUACACAGCGAAAGGUUUUUCAUUGUUGCUUGGUCUGCUCUGAUUUUCUCGGUUUCUCUGUUCUGCGACUGCGUCCCGUUUGCGUGGAUAAAGAUAGAAAAAAAAAAAGAAAGAAACGAACGCUACUCGGUCCGAUCGUAUUUUUAUAAAAUGUCUCGCUGUGCGUACCUGCUUUGCUUGCUGUUCUUAGCUUCCAGUUGCCUGAUUUCCAGUGCGAGCGCAGGGAGAAGUAAUUAUGGAAGGAGAUACAAAACGACCGAGGCGCCCACCACCACCACCACGCCCCCGCCGACGCCAAAGGAGUAUCUGGACAGUCGGGCCGGAAUCUCGACAUUUGGCAUUAUCGCCAUCAUCUUCACGGUGAUAGUUGUAUGCCUGGUCUUCUACUACGGCAUCAUCUGCUACCCGUUGCUCUGUCGGGACGAGAAGAAGUAUCGCUUCAUGGACGUGUCCUCCACCAUUACGGCGGCCACUUCGCGUUCCAUCCAAUCUAUAGAGAACUAUCCGGAUCAAAAGCACCACCAUCAACUGGCCUGAUUUACGAUCUAGGCCUCCGACUUAGUUGUACUUAAAAAAAAAGACUUUGACAUACUGCGAGUAACGAAAGCAUAAUUAUGCUUAACGAUUUCAAGUUCCCAAGUAUCUGACAAGAAUCUAUCUCCUUCAGAUAAUCCAUCCUUGACACAUCCAAUCGAAUAUCUCAAAAAAUGUAGAAAGAAACAAUACCUUAAUCUAUUUAAAUAAAAAAUUGUAGAUUCUUGUCAGGUAUUUUAGUGUUAAAUGUAGCCAUAACCAGUCGAGCAGUUCGCUGGAAAGGGAAUUAAUCAUUCAUAAUUGUAAAUUGUAUUCCCUACGCAUCCACUGUUUCUUUAUCUGUUUCUUGUAUAAAUCCCUAUCCCAGGCUCAGUCUCAGGCUCAACAAGUUUUGCCCGACCUCCAUCCCUUGGCCCUGGGCCCCUGAGCCUCUACCUUCGUUUUUAUGCAGGUAGUUUUACUGUCCGACUGUCCAAAACGUUUACACACCACUUUGUUCCGUCCCUCUCGCCGUCUUUUUUUCUGGUCUCAGAUAUUGUAUAUUUUUUUUUGGACAAAGCCAAAGUGUGGCGAUUGAGUCACGUUGUCCAUGGCUGAUUCAUAAGAAAUCUCACGAAAUUUGCCCGACUUUCUGUUUUCAAAUUUAAUCGCUGCUCGCCUUGGAUCGUAUUACCAGAGGAAGUGCUGGUGUUUAGCCUCGAAUAUUGCCCAUAACUUCAAUUAAAAAAUGCAUUUUAAUGCCGCCCCAAAACACACACAGGUUGUACUUAAAUAGAUCGAAACCAAGUACUGAAUAUAAAAUAUAAUGCCAAUCAUAGUUUAAGGCCCCCGAUUCUGCCGUCGAAUUAAGCAAUAUGGAAUUUGUGCAUUUAGCUUCUGAACAGUAUCGUGUAUUACUUACACUUUGUGUCAAAUUUAGAAUUUAAGCAAAUUCACUUCUUUAUAUACACCCCCUUUUUGGACAUUUUAUGCGAAUUUUUACAAAAAUCGAAAUAAAAUAUAUACAAUUUUAAAUCAUUUAAA